Molecule: messenger RNA, 1134 nt
Organism: Lepidothrix coronata (blue-crowned manakin)
Lineage: Eukaryota; Metazoa; Chordata; Aves; Passeriformes; Pipridae
Gene: NODAL
Product: nodal growth differentiation factor
Exons: 4
Coding region: 1-1134 (377 amino acids)
Biological process (GO): BMP signaling pathway; SMAD protein signal transduction
Cellular component (GO): extracellular region
Molecular function (GO): growth factor activity; type I activin receptor binding; cytokine activity
Source: RefSeq, a predicted model, not a curated record
AUGCGGGUCCCGCUCCGCUCCGCGCCCGCGCUGGCGCUCUGCGCCCUCGCCCUGCUCCGCCUGGGCUGCGCAUCCCCCCGGGCACCCACCUGGGCACCGACCGGAGCAUCCCCCCGGGCACCCACCCGGGCGCCCACCCUGUCCCCGGCCCGCGCCCCGCCGCGCUGCCCCCCGCUGAUGCUGCAGCUGCUCCGCGCCCCUCCCGCCCCGCUCCGCGCCGCCGCCGCCGCCGCCCUCAGCCUCUCCCCGCACGGCUCCCUGCAGAACGGCUCCCACUGGGCGCUCUCCUUCGACAUGUCCUCCCUGUCCAGCAGCCAGGAGGUGAGUCUGGCCCAGCUCCGCAUCCGCCCGCCCGGGCUCUCCCACUCCCACAACGUCUCCCUGGACAUCUACCACAGCCAGCGGCGCAGGUGCCGGGGCCAUGGGACCUGCGCCCACCAGCUCUUCCUGGGCACCGUGGCCGGCAGCCCCUCUGCCACCCAGGCCUCCUGGGAAGUCUUCGAGGUCACCAACCUGCUCCGGUCCUGGCUGCACCAAGCCGUGGUCCCCGGUGCAGUGCACUCGCCCACCCUGAGCGACGCUGGCCACGGGGAGACAGCCCUGCCCCAGGAUGUGGCAGACAGAGUUCUGCUGCUCGUCUUCUCCACGGACAAGUCUCCAGGAGACCACAGCCUCAUCAGGACAGCGGAGAACUCCAAGUACAUCAUGCGUGACAGCGGCUCCCAGGGCGAGGGGACGCGCCGGCACCGCAGGAACAGGAUGGAGAAGCAAAGGAUCAAAGCGAGCGACGCUGCUCCGGCCACGCCUCGGGAGGAGGGCAGGGCCCUGUGCAGGCGGGUGGACAUGAUGGUGGAUUUCGAGCAGACGGGCUGGGGCAGCUGGAUUGUCUACCCCAAAAAGUACAACGCCUACCGAUGCGAAGGGCUGUGCCCCUCACCUGUGGACGAGACCUUCAAGCCCACCAACCACGCGUACAUACAGAGUUUGCUGCAGCUCUACAAGCCCCACCAGGUGCCGUGUCCCGCCUGCUCCCCGGUCAGGAUGAGUCCCCUCUCCAUGCUCUACUACGAGAAGGGCGAGAUCGUCGUCCGCCACCACGAGGACAUGAUCAUCGAGGAGUGUGGCUGCAACUGA